AUGAGAUUCUUCACUGCGUGUGAACCUGCGAGAACUCAUAGAUCAUCUGCCGAUACUGAAGAUGAGGUGAAGGAUAGAACGAACGGAUGGAAGAAAUAUGAGAAGACUUGGGAAGACCAAGAUCCCGAGGGAAGGUGGAAGAGAAAAGUAUGGGUGAGGAAGUGGAGCAAUGCUAGCAGUGAUGAGGGUGAAGAGAAUACAUCGCCUUUCAUUAAACGAGAACGUGGUCAUGGGCAUGGUAGGAUCGAUGAUGAUGGUGAUCACAAAAAGGAGGAUGUUGGGCCGGUCGGACAGGUGAACGUCUCAGGGAGGAACAAUGAUGAGGGUGCAUCUUAUGGUGCCGGUGAUCAGUCCGAGGACGAACGAUCAAAAUCCCGUAAUUUACUCAUCCUCGAUACAAUCCUCCGAACAACCUACCGAGCAGGAUACAACGACGCCCUAAAGAUCAAACCUUUCUUACCUUAUUCCGAUUCCACCUCGCCUUCGUCAUCUCCUUCGGCAAAUUCCAAUAUCAGCGAGUCGUCAAAUCCCAACAAUGGUAUUCUCCUUGUUGGUGGUUUGGUGGUAUUACUCACAGGAAUGAUAUCGUACAAAACGUAUAAUAGGAUGAAAGAAGUGAACCAAGGUUUACAAGAGGUUUUGGCUCUGGUGGAACUUACUAGGUCAAACGAAGCUAGUGCUGUGGGGAAAAUGGGAAGGGAAUUGUUAGGCAUUAAGAAGUUGUUGGAGAACGGGCAAGGGUUUCUCAGUUCCAAUGGAAAUGGAAAUGACGGUUCAAUUACUAAAUCGGAUGCAGAUUUAUGGAAGGACGUCAAGAAUCAAGCUAGACCGAAUCAAACUCCUUUCGACAAUUCAUUAUCAAUCAAAUCUCUCAAUACCCAACUUAGUGGAAAUAUCCACGAGGAUGAUAUCAAAUUGAUCUUGAACGAAUUGAAGAAUGAUCUAAAGAAAGAGUUCAGGAUGAUCUCCAAGGAUUUUAAUGCCCAACAAGGUGAUUUGAUAUCACUCAAAACCGACCUGGAAGCAAUCUAUCGAACUUUAGUCAAAAGCUCCUCCCCCUCGACCUCCUCCUCCGGUACUCGUGAUGGUACGAACAAGAUCAUUGAAGAGAUAACCAAACUCAAUACGGCAUCUCAUCAAGCCUCUGACAAAUUUUCGAAUCUCACUCGAUCUAUAAUCAAAGAUAUCUCCGGAGAAGUCAGCUUGACCAACCAGUUUAGUAAACAGGGUUUAAGCAAGUUGGACGAGAUUAGAAAUGUCUUAGAAGGGCUGGGAAGGGAUUUAAGGGAGUUGAAAGAGAAGAGUAAUUCUACGUCGAAAGUCGGUAGACCCAAAGGUAGUUCUUCUUCUAGCCCAGGAUCAGGCUCUGGUGGAUCUGGAUCAGUGCCGGCUGGAGGAGAAAGUCCUUCAACCCAAAGUGCCGAUAAUCCAGCGACGCCGACAUUUGGUACAUCUAUUUCACCAAGUCAAAGCAAACCCAAAUUUUCUCACAAUGCAGGACUUGGUCUAGGACUAGCAGGGAAUCAUGACGAUGUGAUGCCCUUUGGAGAUAUCAUGAAAGCCAUUGAGGGAGUGAAAAAGUCGUAUAUGGAUGAUCAGAGCAAACAGGCCAAAAAGGAUUCCUCGGACGAAGCAGAUGGGAAGGAAAUCAGUACAGCAUUUGACCUCAAAGGCUCAACUCCUAGGACAAGUGAAGAGGAUCACACUAAUGAUCUUGGGUUUGGGUCGGCUUCUGGAUAUGGACCUACUGAAGGAAUCAACUUCCAAACUCCCCUUGACAAAGUGAAGAACCCUUACAAGGUAGCAGUGAAGAUCGAUACGCCGUUAAAACCCAACGACACUCCUGAUCCCUCCAGUACGAAGUCUUCUGCAUCUAAAAGGGAGGCUGACGAGGAUGAAGAUCCACCAUCUCCUCCUCCAGCACCGCCACCUCAAUCAAGAGUAUCUUCAGAACCACGACGAAAUCGCCAACCGCAACCACACGCUCAUUGGUGGACUGUCCAUUCGUUGUCUCAUACGCAUAUCAACGAUCUAUGGCGAAUUAAGGGCUUCGGAUGGUAUCAACCUUCAUCUUCCGCUGAAAGAGAACCAGAACAAGUGAAAAAGGAUAGAGAAGAUGAGGAUCGAAGUAUUGGUGCGUGGGCUGUUGGAAGGGUAAGAAGGAGGUUUGGGGAUUGGCCUUUCCACUGA
Kwoniella botswanensis is the source of this 2190-nucleotide messenger RNA. RefSeq lists its product as uncharacterized. Lineage: Eukaryota; Fungi; Basidiomycota; Tremellomycetes; Tremellales; Cryptococcaceae. The transcript is spliced from 2 exons. The record is from RefSeq and is a predicted model, not a curated record. The coding region runs from base 1 to 2190 and encodes 729 amino acids.